This is a messenger RNA of Clonostachys rhizophaga, 897 nucleotides long. The record is from the annotation of a GenBank genome assembly. Lineage: Eukaryota; Fungi; Ascomycota; Sordariomycetes; Hypocreales; Bionectriaceae.
AUGGGGUUGGAGAGAAUGUCGCAGGUCGAUGACUUGGCCCUUGCGGAAUUGAGACCUUUCCAUCAGAUGAAGACAGACGCAGAAUUAGCACAGUCUUGGAGACACGACAAGUCUUUCUACGAAAGCCGCGACGGUGCACUCAACUCGAAAACAACAGACCAUGGCAGCUCAAGACGGAUCAAUCAUGGCAACACUUUGGGCUUCUCUACUCCUGGACGUCUGGCUUCAAGUGCCCUGAGCCCGAUUGUAGAACGAGAAGACAGAGAGGUUGCGCAGGUGGCACCUAUGCAUCUCGCACGACCAACUUGCCCUCCGAGACUGCUCUCUGGAGAAGAGCUAUGGUGGCCGAUGAAUGGCAAGGGCGACAUCAGAGUCCAUGUGUACCUCUGUACCAGCGUGCCUUCUUCGGCCCAGGAGCUCGUCAGAUACUUCAAUCUUCGACAUUUGUUUGGCCAAGAGCUGUCGCCGGCGUCAAACUCCCCGGGCAAACCAUCCUCGCGUACCAUGAGAGGAUUGCGCCCGGGAGCUGUCCUCCCAGUCCCUGGCCGGAGCGUUGCGUCGGAGUUCCCGCGACGCAGCCCGUCAACUCACUCACCGUUUCUUCCUGCGUCUAGCUGCACUCCCAUCCCUCUUCGACGGUCUGCCAGCAACUACCCUGCCGAGAGAAUCUGCCGUGAGCUGGCAUCCAAGCUGCCAAUCCUCGGUGCGACGUUGACACAGGAAAUACGCAGGGUCAGACCGAGGGAUAAGAUCGUUGUCCCGAUGCCCUACCCUCGAGCAUGGCCCGAGACUGUCCGAUAUUUAUCUUCGGGCCAGCCCGACUUCCUAUCCGAGGCGGUUCGAUGCAACAUCUCCAACCUGGGUGGCAGGGUUUUGAUGGCACACUCUGCACUUUAG